CAAUCGCUUCCUUCAUGACUGGAAUCAUCAUUGAACCCUAAACCCUAAUUGAUCGGCCAGAAAUGGAGGGUUUGGAGAAGUUUUACAGCAAGAUGGUGAAAGAAGCGAAAUCGGCAGCUUCUUCUUCGUCGUCUUCUCUAUCUGAUUUUGCGGAUAAUCUGAUGCAAGACAAACGAGCCGCCGCCGGCAACUUGACUACUACAUACGACGCAGGAUCCGGCACUCUGGUAACCAGACCUCCCAGCGGAGUUUCGGUCUGGACGUGUUCAAAGUUGUGCGCUGUUUUCUUUGUCGCUGGAGUGUUUGUGGGUUAUACACUUAAGAGACGGGUUCGACGCUGGGCUUCUAAAUUACUGAGAAGAAUAAAGGAUGAUUAACUCCAACCUCGUCUUCUACUGCAAGUUUUGGUACACUUAGCACAAAGGCAUUACUCUAUUCUUAUCCUUGAAUGUGUUUUAGUACCAAUAUACUGUGCUGAGGCACCUUAUCAAUGAAAAUUUGUUGUUUGCUUCUCUGCCUUUGUGACUAGUAGCUUGUGGUAAUGGAAAGAGAGAUUGAAUCAUCUUGGGAAAGACACGUAUAUUAUUUCGUAUAGUAACUUAGAUUUGUUAUUUUCAUGCCUUUAGGCGGGGUCUAUACAAACAGGCAAGACAAUGUUUCCUUUUUUAACAUAGUGUAUAUAAUCUACUUUGCUAA
Molecule: messenger RNA, 696 nt
Organism: Arabidopsis thaliana (thale cress)
Lineage: Eukaryota; Viridiplantae; Streptophyta; Magnoliopsida; Brassicales; Brassicaceae
Exons: 2
Coding region: 63-377 (104 amino acids)
Source: RefSeq, marked reviewed